This is a messenger RNA of Amphiprion ocellaris (clown anemonefish), 13629 nucleotides long. RefSeq names its product kalirin-like. Gene Ontology annotation, cellular component: cytoplasm. Lineage: Eukaryota; Metazoa; Chordata; Actinopteri; Pomacentridae. Bases 410 to 7477 code for a protein of 2355 amino acids. The record is from RefSeq and is a predicted model, not a curated record. Gene Ontology annotation, molecular function: protein binding; guanyl-nucleotide exchange factor activity. The transcript has 57 exons.
CCAUCCGCUGCAGGACCGGCAGGAGGAGAGAGAGAGAGAGGGGUACCGGGGAGCGGGAACGGUAACGGCGGCGGUAACGGUGACGUGAUGUGAUGCGAUGCCGCGCGGGAUCACGGUAACUUAAGAGCAGCAGCUUCAUCAGCGGAGGAGGAGGAGGAGGAGGAGGACCGACGAGCCGAGCCGAGCCCAGCCGAGCCCCGGAGGAUGCUGCACUGAUCGGUACCGUCCGAACACCGCCCCGGGAGCCCGCAACCACCGGAGCACCGCCGCAGGGAUGGACGGCUAGAGGCCCGGGAGGAGGCGGCGGCGGCGGAGGAGGAGGAGGAGGAGGAGGCGCGAGGAGGAGCACCGGAGCGAGCGACGGUACAUAACGGAGGAGAGCGCGCGAGGAGGAGGAGGAGGAGGGAGGAUGAAUCCGGUGGAUGGAGGAGGAGAACCGGGCCCGGACGGCCUGGCGACGGCAGGUUCUGGUAAAGCUGAGAGCGUCCGGGCGGUCGACGUCCUGACGGUGCUCAGAGAGAAAGUGGCCUUCGUGUCGGGCGGACGGGACAAACGAGGCGGACCAAUCCUGACCUUCCCUGCCAGGACCAAUCAUGAUCGAAUAAAACAGGAGGACCUCAGCCGACUGGUCACCUACCUGUCCACCAUACCCAGCGAGGACGUCCGAGCUCGUGGCUUCACCGUGGUGGUGGACAUGCGCGGCAGUAAGUGGGACAGUGUGAAGCCAGUGCUGCGGACGCUGCAGGAGUCCUUUUCCUCCAACAUCCACACAGCGCUGCUCAUCAAACCCGACACCUUCUGGCAGAAACACAAGACCAACCUGGGCAGCGCCAAGCUCAGCUUCGAGACCAGCCUGGUGUCGGUGGAGGGUCUCUCCCGGCUCGUAGACCCCUCACAGCUGACCUCGGACCUCGGCGGCUCGCUGGAGUACGACCAUGUGGAGUGGACCGAGCUGCGUCUGGGUCUGGAGGAGUUCUCAGGUGCCGCCACACAGCUGCUGGCCCAGCUGGAGCAGCUGGAGGCCGGGCUGAACCGCAUCCCAGAACCACAGGACGUUGACGAGGCGCGCAAACUGCUCGAGGAACACGGUCGCCUCCGUAACACCAUCGCCACUGCACCGGUUGACGCGCUCGACCGAGAAGGGCGGAGCUUGCUCCAGCGCAUGCGCCUCGGCCCCUCCCACGGCGACGCCCCCAACGAAGGCAGCCACGGCAGCUGGCUGUCGGGCGGGGCAGACUUCCAGAGCGUGGCGCCAAAGGUUUCGUCUCUGCUGGACCGGCUGCAGGCAUCUCGCAGCCACCUUCUGCAGAGCUGGGGCGACCGGAAGCUGCACCUGGACCAGGCACUGCAGCUGCACCUGUUUGAGCAGGACGCCACCAAGAUGUCCGAGUGGAUCGCUCACAGUAAGGAGCUGUUCGUGCAGAGUCUGGCGGAGGUCGGUCAGAACCACCAGCAUGCCGUCGACCUCCAGACACAACACCAGCACUUCACCGCCAACUGCAUGAACGGCAGUGUGAACGUGGACAGCGUGGUUACCGUGGCGGCGAGGCUGGCGGAGGCCGGUCACUACGGAGCAGAGAGGAUCGCCAUGGUGUCGUCACGAUUACAGGAGGACUGGAAGUCCCUGACGACGGCGCUGGAGGAGCGCAGCAACACGCUCGCCAUGGCAACCGGAUUCCACCAGGGGGCAGAACAGUUCCUGCUCCGAGUUGAGGGCUGGGUCCAAGUGUGCUCUGAAGGGUCGUUGCCGUCGGCGACAGCAGAGCUGGAAGCUGCAGUGAAAAAACACCAAGAACUCAACGAGGAGAUCUCUGCCAACUACACACAGGUCAGUGAGAGCGGUAAAGCCUUAUUGGACGUCCUCCAGCGUUGCCCGGGAACCGAGUCCGACGACUCGGCGGCCAAACCGGACUUCACUGCGGCGACGCACGGCAUCAUGGGGGUUCUGCACCAGGUGCUGCAGGGUCAUCAUGAGGUGGAGGGGGCGUGGCAACACCGUAAGCUCCGCCUCCACCAGCGCCUGCAACUGUGUGUGUUUCAGCAAGACGUCCGACAGGUCCUGGACUGGGUGGAACAACACGGUGAGGUCUUCCUGAACAAACACAGCGGCGUUGGGAAGUCGCUGCACCGAGCGCGAGCGCUGCAGAAACGCCACGACGACUUCCAGCAGGUCGCUCAGAACACGUACACGAACGCAGAGAAGCUCCUGGAGGCGGCGGAUCAGCUGGCGCAGUCUGGAGAGUGUGAAGAGGAGGAGAUCUACCAGGCGGCCCGAGACCUGGAGCUCCGCAUGCAGGCCUUCAUCCAGCGGGUUGAACAGAGGAAGCUGCUGUUAGAUCUCGCUGUGUCGUUCUACACACACACAAAGGAGCUGUCGGUGUGGAUGGAAGGCCUCCAGAAGCAGCUGUCCUCGGACGUCCUGGUGUGUCCCGACACCGUGGAGUCCCUCCAGGCUCUGAUCAGCCAGCAGCAGCAGCAGCAGGCCAACACUCAGGAGGCCGCCAUGAGCGUCAUCCGGGAGGGAGAAGACCUCAUCCUCCAGCUCAGGCCCCAGGGCAGCUCGGUGGCCCACGUGGAGUCGGUGCUGCAGCAGUUGGAGGAGUCUCACGUUCAGCUGGAGGAACUUUUCCACCAGAGGAAGAUCCGUCUGGACAUCUACCUGCAGCUCCGCAUCCUGCAGCAGUGCACGCUAGAGGUAACCGGGGAAAUGGACGCCUGGAAACAAGACCUCCAGAAACAGUCCCAGGACUUUUCUGCCGAGAAGCUAGCGUCGCCGCGGCUAGCCGACACCAACCAGGACAAGCUGGCCCAGGACAAGCUAGCACUGAGCCAGUCGCGGCUAGUGGAGGCUAGCCCCGAGGCGCUAACACUAGCACAGCAGCGCAUUCACAGGCACAUGGAGCGCAGGCUGGCCAUGAACAACAUGAUUUAUGAGGUUAUCCAGCAGGGUCAUGACCUCCAGCAGUACAUCACCGAGGUCCAGGCCUCAGGUAUCGAGCUGUCGGAGGCCGAGGGCGGGACCUCCGGCCAGGUGGACGAGCUGCAGCACCUCCUGCAGGACAAGCAGAAGGAGCUGCAGCAGAUCGCUGAUCACAUGCACACACACCUGGAGCAGAAUCUGCAGCUGAGACACCUGCAGAGCCAGGUCAAACAGGUGCUGGGAUGGAUCUCUGAGGGCGAGGUGAUGCUGUCGUCCUGCAUGUUGAACUCCAGCUGCCUGUCCGAAGCCGAGCAGCUGCAGAGGGAGCAUGAGCGCCUCCAACAGGCCAUCGAGGCUCUUCUUCAUGCCGACUCCCUGCAGAGAACCCACCAGGUGGCGCUAGCGCUGCAGCAGAGAGCUGAGCUGCUGGUCAGGUCCGGCCACUAUGAUCCAGAUGCAGUGAGGUCCUGUGCCCAGAUGGUGGCGCUGCACUGGCAAACCCUGAUGCUGAGGAUUGAAGACCGACUCAAACUGGUCAACGCCUCCGCCGCUUUCUACAGGACGUCACAGCAGGUGUGCGGCGUCCUGGAGAGCCUGGAGCAGGAGUACCGGCGGGAGGAGGAUUGGUGUGGAGGAGGCGACCGUCAGCCGGAGCAGCUGCUGCCGCUCAUCAACAAACACAUGGAGCAGAAGGAGGCCUUCCUGAAGGCCUGCACACUGGCGAGACGCAACGCAGAAGUUUUCCUCAAGUACAUCCACCGCAACAGCGUCACCAUGGCCAACAUCUCUGGCCACAGCGUCACCGUCUCCGGGGUGACGGAGGUGACCGGACACUCCCGAGUCCCGGAGCAGCAGGUCAAAGGGAUCCUCAGUGAGCUGCUGCAGAGGGAAAACAGAGUCCUGCACUUCUGGACGCUGAAGAAGCGUCGACUGGACCAGUGCCAGCAGUAUCUGAUGUUCCAGAGCCAUGCUCAGCAGGCUCUGGAUUGGCUGCAGCAGUCAGGUGACCACUACCUAGCAACACACACGUCGCCAGGGGCAACAGUCACCGAGACGCAAGAAAUGCUGAACCAACACAGAGAGUUCUGUGUUUCGGCAAAGCACACCCAGGAGAAGGUCCACCUGUUGAUCCAGCUAGCUGAGAGCAUGCUAGCUAAAGGCCACGCCCACCGCACCGAGCUGCGCCGCUGCGUCUCCACGGUGGACAAACGUUACCGCGACUUCACCAUCCGUAUGGGGCAGUACCGCCACCUGCUGGAGACGGCGCUGGGAGGCUGUUCUCAGGACAACAAGGACCUGGAGCUGGAGCUCAUCCCCAACAGCCUGUCUGACUCCGACCCCGAGGUCAACCUGUCCGACCCCAGCCACCAGGUCAGCGACGAGAAGAGGCGCUCCGCCCGCAAGAAAGAGUACAUCAUGGCCGAGCUCCUCCAGACGGAACGGGUCUAUGUCAGAGAUCUGCAGGAGUGUAUCGAGACGUACCUGUGGGAGAUGACAAGCGGCUCAGAGGACGUCCCACCUGGUCUGGCCAACAAGGACGAUGUCGUGUUCGGAAAUAUCCAGGACAUCUACGAGUUCCACAACAGUAUUUUCCUGAAGGAGCUGGAAAACUACGAGCAGCUUCCGGAGGAUGUGGGCCACUGCUUCGUUACCUGGGCCGAUAAGUUCCACAUGUACGUGACGUACUGCAGGAACAAACCGGACUCCAGUUUACUGAUCCAACAGCACGGCGUCGGGUUCUUCGAGGAGGUCCAGAGGAGACACGGUUUGGCUAACUCCAUCUCCUCGGCUCUGAUCAAACCUGUCCAGAGAAUCACCAAAUACCAGCUGCUGCUAAAGGAGCUGCUGGCCUGCUGUGAGGAGGGGAAAGGCGAGAUAAAGGAAGGCCUCGACGUGAUGCUGAGCGUCCCCAAGAGAGCUAACGAUGCUAUGCACGUUAGCAUGCUAGAAGGUCUGGAGGAGGGUCUGGAGGUUCAGGGCGAGCUCCUCCUGCAGGACUCUUUCCUGGUCUGGGAGCCCAAGUCUCUGAUCCGAAAGGGGCGGGACCGACACCUUUUCCUGUUUGAGCUGUCACUCAUCUUCAGCAAAGAGAUCAAAGACUCGUCUGGACGAACCAAAUACCUGUACAAGAGCAGACUGCGGACGUCGGAGCUUGGAGUGACGGAGCACAUCGAAGGCGACCCCUGUAAGUUCGCUCUGUGGGUCGGACGGACGCCGACGUCUGACAACAAAACGGUCCUGAAGGCGUCGUCAUUGGAGCUGAAGCAGGAGUGGGUUCGCAGCAUCCGACAGGUGAUCCAGGAGAGGCGGGGUCACCUGCGGGGGGCGCUGAGGGAACCCAUCCCCCUCCCCAAGACGCCCAACCCAACGCUGGGGCGACAGAGAAGCAUCACCAGGAGGGAGACCAGUGAAGAUGCCGACAGCCUGGGUGAUGCCAGCAGUCAACCCGACACUGUCUCCAUCGCCUCCCGGACCUCGCAGAACACCGCCGACAGCGACAAGCUGUCUGGAGGCUGUGAGUUGGUCGUGGUUCUGUUGGAUUUCUCAUCUGGAGGUCCAGGAGAACUCAGUGUUCGCUGUGGUCAGACGGUGGAGCUGGUGGAGCGACCAGCGGACCGACCCGGCUGGUGUCUGGUCAGAACCACGGAUACGACGCCUCAGCAGGAGGGUCUCCUGCCGAUGAGCGCCCUCUGCCUGUCCCACUCCCACAGUGCGGCCGACAUGGAGGCUCUGGUUCCGGCCUCCACCACGGCUUCCAGCUCCUCCUCCACCACCACCACCACCUCCUCCUCCUCCAACUCCUCCUCCACCACCACCACCUCCUCCUCCAGCUCCUCCUCCACCGCUACCAGGGACUCCAGCGUAUUCGACGGUUCUUCUCUUCCUCCCACCGGACAAAGUGGCUCCUCCCCCUCGGCGUUCCAGGUGGGCGGAGCUCCGGGUUCCGUCGGUUCUCCGGGUCCCAAAAGAAGCGGCUCUGGAACCGGAAACACUCUGAAGCGCUGGCUGACCAGUCCGGUCCGCCGGCUGAGUCAAGGGAAAGCUGACGGACAGAAGAAACCUCCAAUCAGGACCAGGAGGCGGGACAACCGGCCAGAGCUGGCCAUGCCCCUCACCAGCAAUGCUCAGGCGAAGGCGAGGAAGGAGGAGGCGGGGCAUAGCGGCGGGGAGGAGGAGCCAGAGGAGGAAGGCUCCACCCCCUUACCACCACCGAUGCAGAUCAUCAAAGACCCCAACAACCCCGAGGCUCUGGAUUCGGAUCAGGGAUCGAACGAGUCGGACACCGAGCAGAGGAACAAGGCGCUCAGAGGACGAAUGUUCGUUGUUAACGAGAUGGUCCAAUCAGAGAAGGACUACGUGAAGGACCUGGGAGUCAUCGUGGAGGGCUUCAUGUCGCGGCUGGAGGUCAGAGGAAUCCCAGAGGACAUGAGGGGAAAAGACAAGAUCGUGUUCGGCAACAUCCAGCAGAUCUACGACUGGCACCGCGAUUUCUUUCUGGUGGAACUCGACCGUUGUGUCCAGAACCACGACCUCCUCGCCGACCUCUUCAUCAGACACGAGCGGCGUCUGCACAUGUACGUGGUUUACUGUCAGAACAAGCCGAGGUCGGAGUUCAUCGUCAUCGAGUAUGAGAACUUCUUCGAGGAGAUCCAGCAUGAGAUCAGCUGCCGGAUGUCCAUCAGUGAUUAUCUGAUCAAACCCAUCCAGAGAAUCACCAAGUACCAGCUGCUGCUAAAGGAUUUCCUCAAGUAUACGUCCAAAGCAGGACUGGACUGCGAGGAGAUCGAGAAAGCUGUGGAGCUGAUGUCAAUGGUUCCCAAACGCUGCAAUGACAUGAUGAACCUGGGACGCCUGCAGGGAUACGAGGGUAAGCUGACCUCUCAGGGGAAGCUGCUGCAGCAGGAGACCUUCUGCGUUUGGGAGCAGGACGGAGGAGUUUUGUCUCGCAGUAAAGAGCGACGGGUUUUCCUGUUCGAGCAGAUCGUCAUCUUCAGCGAGCUGCUGCGUAAAGGUUCCAACAACCCGGGAUACCAGUUCAAGAACAGCAUCAAGGUGAGUUACCUGGCGAUGCAGGACAGUGUGGACGGAGACCCCUGUAAGUUCGUGUUGUGGUCUCGAGGCUCGGCGGAGCGCUUCACUCUGCAGGCGUCCUCCAGCAGCAUCAAGAUGACCUGGGUGGAGACUAUUGCCGCCCUGCUGGAUGCCCAGAAUAACUUCCUGUCAGCGCUCCAGUCUCCCAUCGAGUACCAGAGGAAGGAAGGCGGGAUCUCGGUGACCCGCCCACUAUCGUCGGGGCGACCUCCUUCGGCCCCGCCCACUCCAAAUGGCCACGCCCCCCAACCUCCUCCAGACAGCGAGCAGGACGACCAGGAGCUGGUUCUGGUGCUGCAGGACUUCGUGGCAGUUCGGGAAGACGAGAUCUCGGUGUUUCGGGGGGAAAAGGUCCAGAUCCUGGCAUCCAACCAGCAGGGUCAGAGUCUGGUCUACCGGCCGGCCAACAGCGACUCGCCGGCUGCCGAAGGCUGGGUGCCGCGCAGCGUGUUGAACGCACAAUGACACAAACACACAUGUAGAAACACACCGACAGCAGGUCAGAGUCUGGUUUAUGACCGACAACACUGCAGCUACACAACCAACAGACUGACAACACUGCAGCUACACAACCAACAAACCGACAACACUUCAGCUACACGACCAACAGACCGACAACACUUCAGCUACACGACCAACACACCAACAACACUGCAGCUACACAACCAACAGACCGACAACACUGCAGCUACACAACCAACAGACCAACAACACUUCAGCUACACAACCAACAGACCGACAACACUUCAGCUACACAACCAACUGGGUUGCUGGAACGCUGGGGAAGUCAGAGACUAGCAUAAAGAUGCCGACGUCCGCCUGUCCGACACGCUGGUCCCAACCAAAGCAUCAGCAGAGUCAUGGUUCCUAAAGGCCAAACUAUGAGUUCUCUAAAGGGGGAAGUUUCAAAACGUGACUGAAGAUCCGAAGUUUCCAGGAGCCCAAGUUUUUUGGCUCGUUAUUAAUUUAAGGCUCGUUAAGUAAUUUAAGGACAGAAAGGUGGAGAUGAAUUGGUCGAUGUAUAAAUCACCAAAAGCCACGUUCCACAGUCUCGGAUGAUGUAAUUAUAACCAAAGAUAUAUUUCGUUUACUGACACAAAGGAAGGUAGGAAGUACUCCGAUUUUAGAAGCUAAAAGUGUUAAAAGUGGGUUUUGGCAUCAAAAGUUGAUUUAAAUAAUGAACUGAUUUUUGAAAUGGUCGAUGGGUGGCGCCGCAGCUAACGCUUAUUUUCACUGAUGAUGAAUUCGUUGAUUAUUUUCUGGAUUAAUUAUGACAGCAGGUCCUCAGUUUACGACAUCAUUGACCUACAGCGUUUCGUCGUUAUGUCAGAACUGGUUACUGGAACUAGUUGACGAUUAGAGCGGAUGAAUACGUCGUCAUGCGGUGCUAUCAGACGGCUUUGUUUCCAUUCUUUGGUUGUACAACACCUUGGACUGUGCUACAUUCACUAACUUUUUGCCCUUCAUUAUGGCUCCCAGUGUAAGUCAGACUCUUCUGAUGCUUGGAAAAAAAGGAAAGCCAUCUCCAUGGAAGUGAAAUUAGAUAAAAUAAAACGCUGGGAACAGGGCCAAACACCGACCAACAUCUUCCAGUUGCAGCUUUGUUUACGUUUUCACUGAGUUCCGACUUAUGUUGAAAAUCACGUAACGUCGCGCCGUCGGAACGGAACUCUGAUGUGAGUCAAGGACCCCCUGUGUUAUGUUUGAUUUCUAAAAUGUCAGAAAAUGUCAGUCAGUGUUUCCCAGAUCAAAGGAAGACAAAUCUUUUGGUUUUGGACAUGGCAAAUCUAUGUCAUGCUAACACUAGCAUACCAUCAACUGAACAACAUUUUUCUUUUCGUGGGACCCCUUAGAGGGGUCCUGAGCCAUAUGUUGGGAACAGGACAGGUGGACGUCGGCAUACUUCAGGCUCCACAUCCUUAACUUUAAUAAAAGGCCUUUUUCCACUGCAGGAAGGGUUCAGACCAGAAGAACCAUCCCUGUUGGAGAUAAACAGAUUUCUUAACCAACAGUCAUUCAAUUAUUGGAACAAAUUAAGGAUAGAAGACUUUGUUCCAUCUGAUCAGGCUACCUUUAACGAUAGACGUGCAGUUAGCCUCCAGGCUCGCUGUCCUACUAGUCUCCAGUUCAUCUUUAAAACACAAGCUCUGGCUGGAGGUCAUUAACCUCCACAGGGGUCUUUGUCAUGGUACCUACCACUAGCUAAACUGCUUGUCAACAGGAACUGUAGUCCACCUGACCACCUUCUCAGGUAACUACACCAGUAAACAAUAAGAGGCUCCACCUGGUAGAACAACCAGGUACUACAGCUGGAACAAAUAUUGUCCAAAAUGACCUAAAACUUGUCCAAGACUGCUUAAGAUUUGUCUAAAAUGACUGACAACUUGUCCAUAAUUACUUGAAACUAGUCUUAAAUGUCUAGAAAAUUGGUAGGUGAACUCCCACAAUGCUCUCUGGUUGCCAAGUUGAACUUCUGUAGUCUGAGUGACGCCUCCUCCAGUCUCUGCAGUAUUAAGCAGAAAGAGGCUCCACCUGGUGGAACAACCAGGUACUGCAGCUGAAACCGCAGAUCAUUAAGCACCACAGCAGUCUUUGUCAUGGUGCCCACUGCUAGCCUCCAACCAGAACCGGCGUUACAUCGUAUUUUUCAGGCUAAAAGGGCCAAACUGGGGCAGUUCCUGUUUCCUGCAGUGGACAAACGCCUGAUGACGGAAUGUUACCAGACCAGUAUUAAAAGAUGGAUGACACACAGACACACACAUAGACACACCCAAACACACACAGACACACACAUUCUCAGCAACAGGUACUGUUAAACUCCUCCCUCCUUCCUGGUGCUUCAACAUUCAACCAAAACACGCCGACCGGCCCCGCCUCCGUCCUCAACUCGUCCAAUCAGACGCCGUCGUCUGGACGGUCCCAGCAACCAGUGCUACACUGACGACAACACAAACAGGGAGGGAGGCCACAUGACCACGACAUCAUCACCGCCGCCGCCCAUCGGAGCAGGGACUCCAGGAAGCUGCCGUUGCCUAGCAACAAGAGACAGUUUUUUAAAAAAUUAAUAAAACAAAAGCCUCCUGGAGGAGAAGGAAAGGUGAAAGGAUCCAUCGGCCAAUCAGAACGGAGCUCUGUGUCCUGUUCCAUAGUGUGUAUAAACAGACUGAGGACACACACACACACACACACACACACACACACACACACACACACACACACACACACACACACUCCACUGCUACAAUGAAGAUGAAGAUAAUUAAUAAUAAGAGUCUGUUUUUCACCUCAAUAGAGAGAAAAAACUGUUUGUCAUAUUAAUAUCUAUGUGAGAGAGAGAGCGUGUUAGUGACGCCAUCCUGUGUGCGCGUGUUUUUUCCACGGACAGUUAGCUGGUGUCCCGGUGUAGCGUUGCCAUGACGACUCGUUGUGUUUGCGGUGACACCCUUUUCUUUUUGUUUGUUUUUUGUUUGUCUUUUUAGCGAACCAGAGCUGCCGCCGCCCCCCACCCCUCUCCCCCCUCCUCCGUCCCUCCCCAUCGCCGCCGUUACCAUAGCAACCGGCAGUGGCGGCGUUGGAGAUGCUAGCGGCGGCCCAGCUGUGGUUAGUUUGGAUAUUCUGAUUAUGCAUAUCUCGUUUCUGUAUAUAGGCCAGACGUCCAACCCUUCGUCUCCGUCUGUCCACCGUCAGACGGCAGCAACACAACCGUACUGUGACCGUCUGUUUCUAUGACAACCGGAGCUGUAACCUUCAACACACUCUCCGCCUGUCUCUCUCUCUGCCUGUCUCUCUCUCUACCUCUGUCUCUCUGUCUGUUUCUCUGGUGCCAUUCUCAGACAACACCCGGUCCUUAAGGCGACUGCACCACCGCGGGAAACAGUCGAAUCACCAGGGCUUUAAGGUGGAACGUUGAAGGAACGUUUGGGUUGUUCUGAUCGUCUCAAUGCAGCGCUCACAUGCCGACAUGUUCAAGAACGGAAGUCAAACCCAGGACUGACUAAUAUGUUCUAAUUGGACAUCAUUAUAUAGAACAGAAGUCUCUGCCAUUGUGCUCCUUUACUAACUAAACUCCCACAAUGCUCUCUGCUUGCCAAUAUGAACUUCCUGUCGUCUAAUUGAUGCCUCCUCUGGUUUCUACAGGAUUAAACAGGAAGAGGCUCCACCUGGUGGAACAGCCAGGUACUACAGCUAAAGAAAAUACUGUUCAAAAUGACUCCAAACUUUCCUACCUAACUGGGACAUCCCAACUUUACAUAUUUUAACCCUUUUAGCCAAAUAUUUGCCUAAAAAUCACCCCAAAUUUAUUUCGUAUCACAAUUAUGAUUCUAAAAUGGACAACCUUAAAUUCUGCUGAUCAAACACUCAGAGUACAGAUGCAAAUUUAAAAAGUUUUUCUACUCAACAGUUUAAUUAAUGAAUUAUACAAAUGUGGAUCAGUCGAUGUUUAUCACUCAGCUGAGGAAGCCAGUUGGAACUACCAGUCAUUAAAAUGUCUCAGUUGGUUCAAGAAUCUUUGUCCCAGUUGACUACGAAUAUUCUUUGCUACCUGAGUUCUGAUUGGAGGUCAUUAACCACCACAAGAGUUAUUGUCAUGGUGCUCGUUGCUAGCUAAACUCCCACACGGCAGUUUAAGGCAUGUUUACACUUUUGGAUACAUUUAAAAUUAGUAUCUAAAAACACCAACAGUAAACCAGAUUCUGGUUCUGAUCCGGUCUUUGGGUUCUGUUUGAGAACAUCCUGGGGUCAGGAACCCAAAUAUGCUGCCUGGAGAAUGUGAGAACACCACGUCCAGAAACAGAGCAAUAUCCAAAUUGACUUCUUUCCAUUAUUGGUGCUGUGAGAACUGAAUUAAGACGGACUUGAUCAAACUGAACAUCUCCAACACACACUGACGGCAUCUUCAAGCGUCACGUCAGACGUUCAUCAGUCGGAUGUAGAACAUUUACUGAACUAUUUAUGGGUUUUGGGAACAGCGUUUGGAAGCAGAAGUGUUUGAUUGUUGGACACCAGAUAUCUGGAACUCAUGUUGACAUUUUAACUCCUAAAACAUGUGGAUUGAGAUCAAAGACGCUGGAUUUUGGUUGGACGCUAAACAUUUAUUUUACAUUUCCUUUAAACUUUUACAGGAUAUUUUGUCGUAUUUUCUGCAGUUUGGUUCUGAUAGAAAUCAAACAUCUUCAGGAACUAAAAAGAAGCUCAGUUUAGGAUCAAUAAAGUCAUAACUUACUAAGACUUCCUUUCCAAGACCAUAAAUGCCUCAAUUUUCCAUGAAAUAAACCAAAAAUAUGGUGACGGAUAACACAAAAUCAACCAACAACAAGCCUCUUUCAACUCAAACGUUAUUUUCAGAGACGUGGUCGAUGCCGGAGGUGUGUGUUGCAUUUACUGUGGUACGAUGUUGCAUUCACGUCGCGUUGAUCUGUUGGAAUUACCAACGUCCGACUAGUAAAAAGUCCCCAACCUUCAUUGGAGAUGUUUAAAUUCCAAGGUUACGUGAACGCAGCAUUAAAGAACCCAAACUGAAACCAGAUGCCGCCUUGUUCCCUGUUUCAGGAACGGAAGAUCCUUUUAUUCAACAAGUCCAAGAAAAGGUAUUUAAAAGACACGAGCCACUUGUGAACUCGGAGUGCACCUGGAGGGUUUAGGGUGCAUGGUGGGGUGGAAGGUAGUGCACUAUGAAGGGUGAAAGGAAGGAAACAAGUGCACUGUGGAAUGUUUUCCUUACAGGUGGCUCACUGUGAAGAGUUUAAAUGUAAAAUAUAGUGCACAUUAAAGGUUCAGGAUGGAACCCUUAGACCACUGAGUUACCCUUAGGAACCCUUAGACCUCUGAGGUACCCUUAGGAACCUUUAGAUCUCUGAGGCACCCUUAGGAACCCUUAGACCUCUGAGGUACCCUUAAGAACCCUUAGACCAUCGAGGUACCCUUAGGAGCCUUUAGACCACUAAGGAAUCCUUAGGAACCCUUGGACCACUGAGGUACCCUUAGGAACCCUUAUUGGUCUAUUCUACACCCUAAACCCUGCUAGUGUGGUCUAUUCCACCACUUAGGGCUCCUUAGACCGAUAAAGGUUCCUACAGCAGGAAGUGGAAGAACCACGGUGGUGUUGGGUAAUUUAGGGUGAAGAGUAGACCACAAAGGAUUCCUAAGGGUUCCUUCGACCAUUAAGGUUUCAUAUGGCAGGAACUGGAAGAACCUCUGUGGUGUUGGGUGGUUUAGGGUGAAGAAUAGACCACUAAGGGUGCCUACAGUUGAAGAACCUUGGUGGCGUUGGGUAGUUUACGGUGAUUUUAAGUGUUCCUACAGCAGGAAGUGGAGGAACCAUGGUGGUGUUGGGUCGUUUAGGGUGAAGAAUAGACCAAUAAGGGUUCCUACAGUUGAAGAACCUUGGUGGUUUAGGUUGGUUUUAAGGGUUCCUACAACAGGAAGUGGAGGAACCAUGGUGGUGUUGGGUGGUGCGGGGGGUGUAGGGUGCUGUUUGAGACCAAGCCUUGUUGCUGAUGGGCGAACUCAACUAACCAAUCAAACAGUGUUAUUUGUACAGAACUAACAGCUGCUAACUGACUGCUAACAGCUCUCUGUCGUUGUUUGUAAUAAACUUCAUUUUUCAUCCAAAACCA